Molecule: messenger RNA, 2170 nt
Organism: Syzygium oleosum
Lineage: Eukaryota; Viridiplantae; Streptophyta; Magnoliopsida; Myrtales; Myrtaceae
Product: glycerol-3-phosphate acyltransferase ATS12, chloroplastic
Exons: 13
Coding region: 46-1488 (480 amino acids)
Biological process (GO): glycerophospholipid metabolic process
Molecular function (GO): glycerol-3-phosphate O-acyltransferase activity
Source: RefSeq, a predicted model, not a curated record
UUCCUCCACACACGCCCAUUUUUAAUCACACGGCCAUCACAGACUAUGUUGAGCUCCCCCCUCAGCCUCUCAUCCUCCUCAGCAACCGCCUUGCUACCCCGCGCAUUCUCCCUCCCCCCCGCCGCCCCCGCCAGGCUCCCCCUCCCGGCCUCCCGCGCCGACGCCGCCGCCGCCUCCGCCUCCGCCUCGCCUUGGAUCUCCGUCCGAUUCUCCCCCUCCCCCUCCCCCUCCCCGCCGAGGCCCCCCACGUUCCUCCGCGUCCGCGGCAUGGCCGAGCUCGUCCAGGACAAGGAGUCGGCCGAGAGCGGCGGCGGCGGCGGCGGCGUCGCGGCCGCCGCGGCCUCCGGCUCCGGCGACGACGAGGACGCGAGGCAGCAGCGCUCCCGGAUUUUCGUCGACGCCCGCUCCGAAGAAGAGCUGCUUUCUGUAAUCGCGAAAGAAAAGGAUGAGGGAAGGCUGCCUCCAAAUGUUGCUGAGGGAAUGGAGGAAUUGUUUCACAAUUACAAGAAUGCAGUCUUCCAAAGCGGAAUUCCUCGUGCUGAUGAGAUUGUUCUGUCAAAUAUGAGUGUUGCGCUCGAUCGGAUUUUCUUGGAUGUUGAGGAGCCUUUUAUCUUCCCUCCAUACCACAAAGCAGCAAGGGAGCCUUUUGACUACUAUAUGUUUGGUCAAAAUUACAUCCGUCCUCUGGUUGAUUUCAGAAACUCAUAUGUUGGAAACAUUUCUAUCUUUGAUGAAAUCCGCGAGAAACUUCAGGAGGGUCACAAUGUCGUUCUGAUAUCCAACCACCAAUCUGAAGCAGAUCCAGCUAUUAUUGCUCUGCUUCUUGAAGGAACACAUUCACAUAUUGCGGAGAAUGUGACUUAUGUAGCUGGAGAUAGAGUUGUAACAGAUCCACUCUGCAAGCCCUUCAGCAUGGGAAGGAAUCUUAUUUGUGUAUAUUCGAAAAAGCAUAUGUUUGAUGUUCCGGAGCUUGUUGAGAUGAAAAGAAGAUCAAAUACACGAAGCUUGAAGGAAAUGGCUUUGCUUUUAAGGGGUGGAUCACAAUUACUGUGGAUUGCACCAAGUGGUGGCAGAGAUCGUCCAGAUCCUCUUACAGGAGAAUGGUCUCCGGCACCCUUUGAUUCUGCUGUGGUAGACAACAUGAGGAGGCUUGUAGAACAUUCUGGCGUGCCGGGACAUCUCUAUCCAUUAGCAUUAUUGUGCUAUGAUAUCAUGCCGCCGCCGGCCCAGGUGGAGAAAGAAAUUGGCGAAAAAAGAGUGAUUACCUUCCAUGGUGCUGGGUUAUCAGUCGGACCGGAGAUUAAAUUCAAUGAAGUUACUUCCACCUGUAACGACUCUGAGGAGGCGAAGGAGGCAUAUGCACAGGCUCUCUAUGAGUCUGUUACUGCGCAAUAUAAUAUUAUCAAUUCUGCUGUACAUGACAAAAAAGGACUGGAAGCAUCAACUGCAGAGGUUUCCUUGUCGCAACCGUGGAAUUACGAGAAUUAAUCGCACCUUUCCGAAGGCGAAAGGUUCUCUUUUGAACAUGUAUCUACAAUUCAUUAAGUAGAUAUAAUCUUCUGAUCCAAUUCAAGUACAUACUGGAAAACGGAGCUUUAUUUUUGUGGACCUUUUGACGAACUCUUGGAAGUACUCGAACCAGCAUCUCUUUUCUCCUUCCGUCCAUAGCUUCCGGGAGCUGACUGGUCAGAAGUCCAGGGCUGUUUGAGGAACUCAACUUGGCGAAUUGUGUGCUGUACAGCAAUAGGUGGAGCUAGUUGCUGAUCGGCCAUCUUACAGUCUCACAUGUAUAUGGUGUACUACAUAACAGCUAUUAAUUAAUCGCUCUAGUUUUCUUUAGUAGCUUUUUGCCUACUAGUCAUUCAUCGUAGUCUCGUAUUUGAACUUGGCGUAUUACAGAAUUUAGUGCUGGAAGGUCGUAAGUUUUGCCUCAGCAGGCGGGUGAAAGUCCUUUCGUUUUGUUAGCCCUUUUUAGACAUUCGUUUUCCUGAUAGGAGGAGCAUGGAAUAGUUGCCCUCCUAUGAUAUUGAUACCGAAAUGUCGCGAUUAGGUAAGUAUAGAUUGCAUCAAGGGAGGCAUCACGCACGGCAUGAAAUCACUCACUGUCCUCUUUUGACAGUCUCCUCAUGUAAUGGUUCUUAUUCAUUUAUUCACUUUACAGCUUGCCAUA